This is a messenger RNA of Aricia agestis (brown argus), 4664 nucleotides long. RefSeq names its product protein tramtrack, beta isoform-like. Gene Ontology annotation, biological process: regulation of transcription by RNA polymerase II. Gene Ontology annotation, molecular function: protein binding. Gene Ontology annotation, cellular component: nucleus. NCBI's taxonomy places the organism in Eukaryota, Metazoa, Arthropoda, Insecta, Lepidoptera, Lycaenidae. The transcript is spliced from 9 exons. Bases 232 to 1386 code for a protein of 384 amino acids. The record is from RefSeq and is a predicted model, not a curated record.
GACAAUGAACCGUUCGUUUAUGUUCGUGUAAGAGCGAGUGAGAAGAGAAGCGACAUUUUGAUACUUUUCCUUGUAUUGAUUGCCAUGCCAGUCAACAUUAUUUAUUUCAUAAUUUAAUAGCGUUCAACUGAGAUGUACGUGCGUUAACAUGUACAUUUGUAAUAUUAUAUUUCAUUCUAUGGUGCAGUGAUAAACAAACGAGGUGUGCUACGAGUGCUAAUUUCAACGGCGAUGGCGAUGCCUGAGCAGUUUUCGUUGCGUUGGAAUGAUUUCCACUCGAAUCUGUCUCAGUCUUUCCAAGCUUUGUUGGAUGGGGAGGAUCUGGUGGAUGUUACAUUGGCGGCUGGUGGGCAGUAUGUCCAUGCACAUAAGCUGAUACUGUCUGUGUGCAGCCCUUACUUCAAGGAGCUAUUUAAGAUGAAUCCCUGUGAUCAUCCGAUAGUCAUCUUGAAGGAUGUGAACCAUCAAGAGCUGAGACAGCUCCUGCAGUUCAUGUACCGCGGAGAGGUGCAUGUAAGACAGCAGGAGCUGUCUGGAUUCCUUCACACUGCAGAACUUCUGCAAGUGAAGGGUUUGACAGGCGGACGAGAGCAAAGCAAAUCUCCUUCGCCUGUCAACGAUGACCUGCCGACCUUUGAACCACUAGCACCGGAUAAUUUAGCUGAUAGUUUGCCCGAAUGGGUGCCACCUGGGGACGAGCCGAUAAUGCCAGAAACUUCCCCAGAGUCGGCGAAUGCUGCUACCGUCAAGGAUGAAACUAACCGCAGCCCUCUAAAACGGCUUUUGAAGAACGCUCCGAACAAGCCUGGAAUGAAUGUUAAGAAGAAGUCUCGUCCAGUCAACAUCUCGAACAGCCCAAUCCAUGCCGAGAACACCGAAUAUGCAUCUGAUGGUGAGCCUAUGAUCGACUUCGACAGCGACAUGUAUAAUAACGUGAUGGUGCUGCCCGACUCAGCGAAAGAAUCAGGGUGGAACUGCAAAUCGGGAGGAGUAAAAUGUCCGUCAUGUCACCGGUUCUUCGCGAAUCGAUACAAUCUAAAGGUUCAUAUACGCGACAAGCACGACACGAGGGAAGGGACGCUACAAUGUGAGAUAUGCCAGAAACGUAUGCGGAACCCGUCGUGUCUCCGGGUCCAUAUGUACCACCAUCGGAAGCAGGCAGCGUAUUUAGCACAGAUUAGCGCGCAAGGAGAUCAGAUGAGGCAUGUUGUUCAGAACAUGGUGGGCAACAAAUGGCGUUCGGAUGCCAACGCGGAAUUCCAGGAUAAUGAUAAUUUCGGGGCAACGCCGCCGGCUGAGACCAACAAGUUUCAGCAGGCGGGCGAGUCGAAGCACCCGGCGGCAGCGGAGCCCCUGCCCUCGGACCGGAGCGCCGAGACCGUAUGAUUAAGACCCCCUACGGAGGUCUGCGACGACGACUUGAUAGAUCCCAUAAAGCUGGCAACGAUGUUCACUCAACACUUCCGCUGGAACACCAAACUGAUCUUCGGAUAUGUCGGCCCCAAACGCAAGUAAACACAGACCAAAGUAGGACUCAAUCCAAUCUACAAAACGGCCUCACUUGGAAACACUUAAUGAUGAUUUUUUAUAAUUUAAUGAUUUCUUAAGAAUUUAAUGAAUACUUUGACAGAUGUAAUAACUUAAGUAAUGAUUUAUGCUGCGUUACUGAGUUUUUUAAAAAGGUGUUUAUGUAUAUGAAGGCGAGCGUGGUUGAUUGGUCAAUGUGUUGAUAUUAGCCAAUCAAAGCACUGUGAAUAGAUAAACUCCCAUAAAAAACUCAGCAACCAGCCAUUUGAAACAUUUACUAGCUAGUUGAAAUAUCACUAAUUUAAUAAGACUCUGUUCUCCUGUUAAAACCUUCACUAAGUAACACCUUAAUUAAUCAUUAAAUGUCAUAUAGUGUGGCUGUAUCUUCUUGUAUUCCCCCAAUUAACGGGCCAUAGAUACACUUUUAUGACCGAUGACCAAUCAGAAUUAUAUAUACAUCAACCGGAAUUUAAUAAUCUAAUCUACACAAAUGAAAUUAAAAUAAAAACUUUACUGGUGUGUCAGAUCUACAUAAAUAAAAACACAUUUUUAAAUCUGUUUGGUCGUCGUCAAUAGAAUAAGUACAUUUUGUCUCUCUGUUAAGCGAAGUUUGAGUUUAUAUAGACAUUCCACCACGUAAUUUCCAAAGACUGAUACAUGAAAAUAUUGCAAAAAUCUGUAUGCUUUUACAGGGUGUGUACUGUUGCGUCUUUUAUGUUUUACGUAUUUAUUAAUCUUCAUAGACAUACAAAGUCUUUUUUGUCUGACAAAGAGAUUUAAAUGAAAUUUUACCAAUUGACGUGAGAUUAUACUUCUUUUGACAUAAAAGUUUGAAAGCGCACACUCUGUUAAUCAAAUAGUUUUUAAGACACGGUUUAUGCCGCCUUGAACAAGAGUCAUUCGUUUAUUUGUGUACUGUUCAUAGAUGUAUUAUAAUUACACACCCGAUUUUUUUCACUUAAUGGGAUGUUUUUUAAAUGGAGACAAUAUUUUAUUGAUUGCAUUUAAGUCAAUUUUAUCAUUCACCUGUGUAUUUUGUCGAAUUUAUGUCAAUGUACAAUUUACCCGUCGGGGUUUAUGUUGCCAUUUCAGUGAAUGUACAAAAUUUACACCACUCAAAUUAUUAGAUUAUGCUGAACUGUCUAGGUGCUAUAUAGCACACAAUUUUAGAAGCAUAACCUCACAGUACAAAAUAUUAUAUUGUGUAUAAUAUUCAUUUAUAAAAACAUAUGCUUUACUUAGUGUUUGUAAGAGUUUAUUUUAAGAUCAUAUUAGUAACAUUUUAAAGAGUUUUUUUAAUACGUACAAUUAUUUAGUCCGAGGAGUGGCAUACACCUUCUGUGUUUGAAAUAUUCGGAAACAGAGUAGGUUAUUUUAUUGAUUUGGUACCUCAGGUUUGACGACGGUAAAGUCGAGGAAACUAUAAGUAUAUAUUGUUUAAUACUCAAUAAUUGAUAUGAUUUAAGUGUAAGUUUGUUCAAAAACUUAUUUUUAGGUUUUCAAUAGACACAGCGGAACAAAUGAUAUUAUUUAUUAUCUGAAAACGGCGAGUUUAGACUAGUUUUUUUUACGUUAGCAGCUCAAAUAUACAUUCCAGAUUUGUACACUCUGUAUUUAAUAUUAUUAUUCUAAGUCUACAAAAAUUGAUGUGAAGCUUGUUUUUAAGUUUUUUUUUAUUAUUUAUUAUAAAAUUAUUUCCGUAUUUAAUGCUAGAUUGUUAUUUCAAAUGCUUUGCGUAUGCACUAAGAAACGUAUGACUGACUCAUCCGAGUUUUUGAAAUGAUAUUUUAAGGAAAAUUAUUGACAAAAACCGUCUCCGAAACAGGUUCUGAUCAAUAACAACAUGUAAAAUCAUAAUGAACUUUAUUUUAGGUUCACUUAGAUUCCACACAGAAGAAAGAUUAUUCUAGUAUCUAUGGCAUACGCAAUUAGGCAUUUGAAUAUAUCUUGAUUUUCCAGCGUCAAACGUAGCUUUAAUUGAAAUUUCAUCCCAUCGUUCUUAAGAGGAUUCGUUUUAUAACCCUUGACAAAAUAUAAUAUAAAAGAAAUUAAGCAUUCCAAUUUUCAUUUCCUCUAUUGCCUAUUUCUAUUUCGUUAUGUUCUUCUAUUGCUACUAUUCGAUGUUAAAACUUAGGAUUUACUGUCUAGGCUUAUACGAUCCUCAAAAUAUAUUGUCAUUAUCUAUCUCUUGGUUUUUGAAAAUUUAACACUGGGAGCUCAAUAUAAAGUUGUGACUGUAUAGUACCUCCAAAUAGUUGUAAGAUUUCGGAUAUGUAAUGUCUGACGAUUUUAUACAUCUGUAACGCGUUUUGUUUUAAGAAUUAUUUUAUCGAGGUUUGGGUAUUUCUAACCAUUAUUGUAAGGGUUAAUAGAACUAACAUUCCACUAGGUGUAAGCUUGCAUAAUCAUCUAAUGGGACACCGCUAGUCAAGAUAUGUUUUGUGACGAACAAAUUGACAUAAACAUUUCGCUACAUUGACUUUAUCUAUGUGAAAGGAAGAAGGCGUUCCAAUUCUUAUCACGAUGACGGUAACAUUGAGGAUUAAAAUAUGGUUUAUGUUUAUUAAAUGUCUGUGUUGUUAAAACAUAAUUAUCUUGGCUAACGGGUUCCUUAUGAAGUACUUUUAAUUAUUAUUUUAUAAUAUUAACGUAAGCUCUUGUCAUAACAUUAUUUGAUGAUAUUCUAUGAGAUUAUUGCGAUGUUUACAUUCCAUAUUUUUGGUAGCUAUUAGUGAUAGAUUUUAGCGUUUAUUAAAUUUUUUACCAAAUUUUUUUAUACCAAUGCUCUUGUACCAAUGUCAUGUGCCGGUGGUAGUCAUCGCCGUAAAAUGGUUCAUUUGCAGCUCAUUUAUGUUUAAGUUGUGGGUUUUUCGGUCUUAUUAAUACUCAGUAUUUUUGGCCAAAUAGUCGUGCUUGUUGUAAUAUUGUUGUGUCAACUAUACGCAUGAUUUUGUAAUGUUUUUUGUAAUUCAGAAUGGUUUUAACGAUUCUGAUUCAAUUACUUUUAUCUUUUUAUACUGUCGCCUCUUUACUAAUAAAGUUAUUUACGUAGCGCAUUACUAUUCGAGCUCCUCUGUCUUUUUGUUGGGUUAUUAUCUGCGGAAAUAUAUAUUUUAUUAGUAGGGGGGCAUAAUUUU